UCUGGAACUUUUUCCAUGCCUCAAGAAUCUUAGUCUAUAUUUUUUUCAUAUUAAAAUAUGAUUUAUGUUAAUUAGUUCUGUGUAAAAGAAUAUAUUUCUUUAUUAACAUGAAGAAAGUGUUUCAGACCCACUCUGGCUGACCCUUUAAAAUUGUGAAUAUCUCCAGAAUGCAUAAACAUAAAGGCAAGCUGAAGAUACCUUAUGUAAUGAGAAACAAAUCCACAUUACAAAUGGUGUUGAAAGUGCCUUCCCCAACAUCCACACAAUGCAACAUGAUGCUCCAUAUUUGUGAACGUCCACAGCAGCAUGUCACUGUUGACGGCAGAAAUUUCACACUAGAUGUUUUCUUUCAGACGUCCAACAGUCUUAAGUUUGUUUGCAUACAUUUUUUCUUUUGCAAUGUCCCCAUAGAAAGAAAUCUGAUGGGCUUAAAUCAGACAAUUGCAGUGGUCACACCUGUCAAGAUGACCCUAUCUCCAAAAACAAUCUCUUCCAUACUGGCAUGAGAAGUAUGGCAUAUUAUUGCCCCAUCCUGUUGGAAAUAACCUUUCUGAAGUUUAUAAUCAGCCAAUUGGUUCACACAUUCAUUGAAUAUGUACAAAUAUCAGUUGGUAUUCAUAUUGUAUUUAAAGAAAAUUGCAAGAACAGGAAAUUGUACACCACACUUCAAUCUUCUGGUCAUGCUAGCUUUGAGGAUUUUUUGUAAUUAUAAGGUAUUUGCAAGUUAAAUUGCCUGGAAAAAUGGUUCACUGAUCGAGCAUGAUUGCAAGUGAUAUCAAGCAGCAUUGCAUUGAGUGAAAAAAAUUAGAGGAACUAUUGGUAGUGUGCUAUGUGCAUCUGAAUAUCUAGUACCUUUAACUUCUGAAUGGCCAUGAUGUAGUAUGGCUUAAUUUUCUCUUGUUUUGUGACCUGCUGACAACUGGAGCAUGAAUACCUGAUUUCUUGAACCAGAUGAUAUAAUUUUUGCAGAGAGUGUUGCAAAUGGUCAUUUAAAUCUUGCAAUCUCAUUCAACAUUCAAAGUUGACCUCCAGAAUGUGAAUCCAUCAAGCUUCCUGUCUUUCCAACUUUUUGGACAAGUAUUUGGUGGUGAUCUUGCUAGACAAUCAUCAUCAUCACCCAAAUUUCUUCCAGUAUUCUCUGUGACAUUAGGUUAUUGACCAGUAACCCAGUAGGUCCUCACAAUGAACACACUGUGGUAUGGUGUAAUGCAUUGUUGCUUUCACUACAAUGGUGAAGGAAAUAUGAGAGAAAGUCUUGUAGCCAGUCAGAUGCUACAGUUGCUGCUGCUCUGGCACUCUGCACCUGCUAUCCCUGCUCUUUAUGGCAUGCAAUCAAUUCUGCAUGAAACAGUGAAUGUUUUGAGUCCUGUUUUGUGUUGUUACAUGCACAGGUUGCAAAGUUAUUUGCAGUUUUAAAAGGUCACCCCAAGUGAGACACUCCGUAUGUGAUUUGGGUUUAAAACAAUAGAAAUAGAUGUUAAAUUUUCAAUUGGCUAUUAAUAUGCAAAACUUAUCAUAAUGAUUACAAAUGACUUUAUGGUGACUGUUUUACCAUUUCAAUUUUAUUGACUCCAAUGUGCAUUUCAGACAUUAAUCCCUCUUUAGUUGGUUACAUUAUUAUAUAAUAUUUAGUUAAUGGCUAAAAUUCCAUAUUUGUUUUUUUUAAUAAAACAGAUAAAGUAUAGAUAAAAUCAGAACUAUUAUAUUGCUGCAAUUUGAAAUAAUUGCUUGUUUGUCUGUCUUUUCUUAAUCUCAAGAAUGGAAUUAGAUAGCUUGAAAGUUGAGAUUACACAUGGAAAGCUUAGGGGCAGGAGACUGAUUAACUACAAAUGAACUUUUGGUUUGCACAGAAGUCAUGUUAUUUCAAUGAAAAAAUUUUUUCCAUGAACUGAGUUAGAUAGAUGUGUGAAAUAAGCUGGGGGCUAUAGGGGAGGUGCCCUAUUAACCAAUUAAUUGGCGCAGGUUGUUAAAACUGACCUCGGAGUCGUCAGAUGGCAAACUUGAUAGGAGGGCAAGUUAAUGAGUGGGGAGUGCGUUGGGUAAGCUGAUAGGUGUCUGUUUUCCGAACAGACAGGUUGACAGGUUAACAUAACAACUGUUUAAAAUUUUUUACAGUAUUAUAAAUUAGAGUGCAUUGCUUGAUAGAAAUUUGUUUCAUGAAUAAAUUUGUACUAAAUCUAAAAUAUUCUUCAAUAACAUGAACUGUAAUCUCUCCAGUUAUAGGUUUCAUCAAAUAAAUAAUGUGACUGAAAUAAAUUUUUGAAUUACCUUAUCACUUAAUGUUUAUUCACAAAUAGAAAUGGCUGUAAAAUGCUUUUCCUCUUUUACGUAUUUUAACUUAUUUGAUAUCUGAACAAAUAUGAUAUAUAUUUAUAUAGGAUAUGUACACAUACAUUGCACAAAGCUAUAUCUCACUCGAGGCCAGGCAGAGAAAUCUAUCAUGGUUUCACACUUAUUUUUUGAUUGUGUCCAACCACUUCCCAUUUUAGUAUUUUAACUGGACAAAAACCUUGUAGCAAUCUUUGAAUGCUUUAUGACUCUAUUUAAACUAUGCCACUAUCUUUCAUAGGAUCCACGAUAGUAUUUGUCACCACGAAAAAAGAGUCGUGACAAAUCAACAUUCAUUGGUUAUCUAAAUGAAUGUUGAUUACCUAGUGCAAUUGCAUUUAGUUAUUACAUAGGAGAAAUGAGAUUGUAGCCUGGUGCAAUGCUUGUAUCUACAGCCUAUGAUUAUUAAUAUAUGAUUUUCAUAAGAAAUUAAAUUUUCAGAAAGGAAACAUUCAGAUGGUUUACCUUCAAUUUGUGUUUUGGGUAGAAUUCUUCAGUUGCAGAAAUUAGAUUCUAUUGAUAUAGCACACAUAUAUUCUAUGUAUUUGAAAAUAAAAGGCUCAUGUAGUGAUCUCCUAAAUAACAGUAAUCUUCAUCUGGUGGAUGGUUAUCCAAGAAAUGAAAUCCCUGUAGAAAUAGGAAAACAUGAAAGACAAAGUUCUGAAACAGAAAUAUCAUAUAUGUCCAGAAAGAUAUGGGAAUUUCUUGUUGCCCUAAGUGCAAAAGAUUUUUCAGUUAUGGUUGUACUUCAGCAGUUAUGUGAAAAUGCCGUUCCACUCGUCCCAUCAGAACACAUAAUCAUGGGUUUGAAUAAUAAGUCUUACAUAUUCUCCGUGUCGGUCAUCGAUCUCGAUUCGAAGCCCCUGAAUAAAGUAGAGAAAGUUUACAACGAAAAUCAAGAAAUGCUAAAAGCUUAUGCAGUAAACGUAUAAAAACAUUAUCUUAAUUAUUCAAAAACCAUAAUUUGAUAUACUAUACAAAUCUGUGUUAUAAUUAUUCCAUUUAUUUGUCAAAUGUGACUUGCAAUUGCUUAGCAAUAAAUCUGUCUAAAACAAGUUUGUAAAUAUUAUGUACAUAGUUAUCAUGAAAUUGAAAAUGGCAAAAAUACUCUUAAUACUCAUUUGACUAGAAUUUGCCACGAUUUCAAUAGUAUAACUAUUUCACAUAUUUCUGGAAAAAUUGAACUAUAUUUUAAUAUAAUAUAAACAGUAUUCUGCAGCAAAAUGUAAAGAUAUUACUGCAAAUUUCAUUUCUUUAAUUACAGUUAAAAGUAAAAUUCUGACCGUACUAAAUUACGGUAUUUUAAAAUGUAUUUUGAGAUAUAGCUUCGACGAGACAGUCGUUAUACGGAAUCAAUACAAAUCACAAACCAGAAUACUGUAGAAAUUAAAUGAUUAAAAUGUUUUAAAAUUAUGUAAAAUUGACAAAAACAUUUAACUGAAUUUUAACUGAAAAUCUGAAAAUUUAGUUCCUAUGUACAUUUGUAAUUGGAAGUCAAGUUUAAAUUUGCAUUCUAACUAACUCUAUAUUAUCAAUUUAUUUCUGUUUUCCUAAAUUUCUGAAUUAUUUCUAUGUAAAUAAGAGUUCUGUGCUGUCAUAUUGAAUUUAUAGAAGACUACAAUAACAUGAUUAUGCAUUAUUUCAAACAGUUGCAUCAAACUUGGAAAAUUGAUCCGGAAAUGUAAAUAUAUUAACUGUUUUUCAAAGUGUAAUAUCUUGCUAUCUAUAUUUUCUUGAACGACCACUAAAUGCAACAUCUAUUUUUUAGAAUUUAUUUUUAUAUGGGUGGACAUUUAAUUAAGAUCUAUUAAAUUAUUGUGAUUACCUUUAUUAAUUAGAAACAGUUUGUUAAAAUUGCAUUGCAAUUUUCAGAAAUAGUCACGUAUAUGUGUAUAUGUGCAUCAAUUCUUCAUUUUCUUGGAAGUACAUACCAAAAUUUUUCAAGAUAAAUGUUUAUAAAUGUGAAAAAAAAA
Messenger RNA from Centruroides sculpturatus (bark scorpion), 4301 nucleotides. RefSeq names its product inositol-pentakisphosphate 2-kinase-like. Gene Ontology annotation, molecular function: ATP binding; inositol-1,3,4,5,6-pentakisphosphate 2-kinase activity. The transcript has 4 exons. Lineage: Eukaryota; Metazoa; Arthropoda; Arachnida; Scorpiones; Buthidae. Gene Ontology annotation, cellular component: nucleus. Bases 2868 to 3260 code for a protein of 130 amino acids. The record is from RefSeq and is a predicted model, not a curated record. Gene Ontology annotation, biological process: inositol phosphate biosynthetic process.